AAAUGCGUAUAUAGCCGAGCCCUUCCCCUAGGCCCUCCUAGCUAUAGCUAUUUCACCGCUUCGCUCCAUCCAUCCGUUCCGUUUAGUUUGCUCCAAGCGCAAGCGCAAGCGGCGGAGAGGAAGCCAUAGCCACCUCCCACCACGCCUUGGCCUUUCCAUUACCUACGCCUUCCCUUCCCUUCCCUUCCCUUCGCGCGCUACUUGGAAUUGGAUUAGCCAUAGCCAUGGACGCCACGCUGCUCCGCUCCGCCGAUGCCGCCGUCGCCGUCCGCUCCACCACCACUGCGCCUCCGCCUCGCCCUCGCCUCCACCGCCCCAGUACCCUCCCCCUCCCGUCCUCCUGCGCCUGCGGGCCCCUCCGCGCCUACGCCGCUCCCGCUGCCCCCGCGCCCGCCGCGCACAACAACGGAGUCUACACAGUUGGUGACUUCAUGACCAAAAGGCCUAAUCUCCAUGUCGUUACACCUGCAACCUCGGUUGAUGAAGCUCUCGAGACGCUGGUGCAACACAAGAUCUCUGGUUUCCCUGUUGUUGAUGACACCGGAAAGUUGGUGGGUGUUGUCUCAGAUUAUGAUCUGUUAGCACUUGACUCAAUAUCAGGAAGUGGACUGACUGGCACAAACACAAGCAUGUUUCCUGAGGUGGAUAGUACUUGGAAGACAUUUCGCGAGAUACAGAGACUCUUGAGCAAAACCAAUGGCAAAGUCAUCGCUGAUGUGAUGACUUAUUCGCCUCUUGCGGUUCGUGAAAGUACCAACCUUGAUGCUGCUACAAGGUUGCUACUUGAAACCAAAUAUCGCAGAUUGCCUGUUGUUGAUAGCACUGGUAAAUUGGUUGGGAUGAUCACAAGGGGGACUGUUGUCAGAGCUGCCCUCAAAAUAAAGAAGACAGCUGAAGAAACUGCUUAAAUUAGACAGUGUAGAUGAUUCUUUAUAAGUCAUUUCUGGGACUGCAGUCACUUGGAAAUUUAGUCCACUGAAACAUUAUUUGGUGAAAUGAACUACAUCAGCCUUACAGAUACUGCGAAUUCGACAGUCAAUUCUUCUUGGAACAUAGAUGGAUAUAGGUAUUGUAUUGUUGCAGAUAUUUGGAAUAUAGCCGCAAUCUGUUUGGGGCCACCAGAUUUGGUCGCCUCUCCUUAUUAGGUAGCAUAACAUGGAGAAUGUUAUUAUUUUUAUUUUUACUUUUAUCAUUGACUUGUAUUCAAGAACAUCAGUGUAUUGAAAUGUAACACUUCUGAUAUGAUGAUACCUUCCGCAUCUGGGUUGAAGUGAAAAUAUUUUCCAAUGUUUAGAUUA
Oryza sativa Japonica Group (Japanese rice) is the source of this 1298-nucleotide messenger RNA. Its product is annotated as CBS domain-containing protein CBSX1, chloroplastic. The record is from RefSeq and is a predicted model, not a curated record. Lineage: Eukaryota; Viridiplantae; Streptophyta; Magnoliopsida; Poales; Poaceae.